CGGCAUUUUUUCGAAAGUGCCCAUUCCUCUACAAAACCCCUCUUUAAUCCUUCCUCUCUAUGCAACAGUGUCCUCUACUCUCCUCCUACCUUAUGCCUCUCCACUUCAAUACUGAACAAAAGCUGCUCCUUUCAGUUUUCUAUUCUGUAAAGACGCCUACUUGAACGUCUCUUCUCUCCGAAAAAAUCAAUCAUCCACAACGUUAUAGAGAUUAUUUUUACUUAGAGAUGGGCAUAAGUUAUGAAUAUACCCCUUCCAUUCUCUUAUGUGCUGAGGAAAACCACAGCAUCUUUUGCUUAGAUGAGGAGGAAGAAGUAGUUCAGAGGAAUUGGUCCGAUUUGUCUCCUCAGCCAAAAAGCAGCGGCCUUUAUGGGACUUCCUUCAAUGUCUUCCCCCUGCAAUCGGAUGAGUGUUUGGACUUGUUAAUAGAGAGAGAAACCAAGCACAUGCCGAGUGAUAACUACACCAAAAGGCUGGCGAGUGGUUCUUUGGAUGUUUCCAUCAGAACAGAUGCCAUUGAUUGUAUUCUAAUGGCUCAUGCCUAUAACAAUUUUGGACCUUUGAGUGCUUACCUUUCUGUAAAUUAUCUGGAUAGAUUCCUGUCAUCCUAUGAGCUCCCUAAAGGAAAAACCUGGAUGGCUCAAUUAUUAGCAGUAGCUUGCUUGUCUUUGGCUGCCAAAAUGGAGGAGGCGACGGUCCCUCUAUUUCUUGAUCUGCAGGUGGCGGAGGCCAAGUUUGUUUUUGAGGCUAGGACUAUACAGAGAAUGGAGCUUCUUCUAUUGAGUACUCUGAAGUGGAGAAUGCAAUCUGUGACACCUUUUUCCUUCAUAGAAUGCUUCCUUCGCAAGCUGAAUGGGGGCGAUUUGCCAUCCGAGCUAUCAAUUUCUCGAGCAGUGAAGCUCAUCCUUGGCACCAUCAAAGGGAUUGGCUUCCUAUCAUUCAAACCUUCUGAAAUUGCUGCAGCCAUAGCUAUAUGGGUGAAAGGCGAAGCCAAUGCAAUAGAAGUUGAGAAGACCAUUACUUAUUCCAACAAAAUAGAUAAGGAGAGAGUUUUAAGAUGUUAUAAAGUGAUGCAGGAGGAGUUAUUGAUGACUUGUGUUGAAUCUGCUGAUAACAAGAAUUGGGAUUCGUCAGUUACCUAUAUGCCGCAGAGCCCAAUUGGCGUUCUGGAUGCUGCAUGCUUGAGCUACAAAAGUGAUGAAAUGACUUCUUCGUCACAGCCAAGCUCUCACCACUCCUCUCCAGCAGAAAAAAGAAGGAAAAUUAGUAGGCCUUCUUUUUCAUGAAGGGAAGAAAGUUCCCCCUUUUUUGUUUCUAUACUCAUAAUGGUUAGAAAAGCUUUAAGUUUCAGGAUAAUUUAGUUGAUUUGAUAAUGAGAUGAAAAAAAAAAAAAAGACAGAAAUGAUGAAGAUGGAGGUAUGGAUCAGUUGCCCCUGAUUUUGCUAUCUGAACAGGGUUGCCACCAACCGGUUAUUAAGCAGGCAUAAGCUGACUAUCGAGAAGGAAGAAAAGAACACCCAAAAAAAUCCACCGAAGAAAAAAGAGAUUGUACUCUCCUUCGCUUAAGUGGAUCAAUCAAACUGAAAGAGGAUUAAAUGGAGCUUAACUUUUUCUUUCUUUGUAUGAAUUUGUUUAAGGAAUAGAGUUUUUAAUUGGAAGAAAAUUAUGAGAACAGAGGUUGAUGUGUGUGUAUUGGGAAAUGGUAUAUUGUAGUAUUGUAACGAGUGUUUGUUGUUCUUAUUAUCAUGUAAAAUUUUGAAUAAACUUAUUCCCAAUAGAACCAAAGAAGCUCUGCUACAGCAUUGAGAUAA
Molecule: messenger RNA, 1811 nt
Organism: Dendrobium catenatum
Lineage: Eukaryota; Viridiplantae; Streptophyta; Magnoliopsida; Asparagales; Orchidaceae
Product: cyclin-D4-1
Exons: 6
Coding region: 228-1286 (352 amino acids)
Biological process (GO): regulation of cyclin-dependent protein serine/threonine kinase activity; mitotic cell cycle phase transition
Cellular component (GO): cytoplasm; cyclin-dependent protein kinase holoenzyme complex; nucleus
Molecular function (GO): cyclin-dependent protein serine/threonine kinase regulator activity
Source: RefSeq, a predicted model, not a curated record